This is a messenger RNA of Daktulosphaira vitifoliae (grape phylloxera), 1523 nucleotides long. RefSeq lists its product as uncharacterized. The coding region runs from base 588 to 1277 and encodes 229 amino acids. The transcript has 4 exons. The record is from RefSeq and is a predicted model, not a curated record. Gene Ontology annotation, molecular function: protein binding; NAD+ poly-ADP-ribosyltransferase activity. Lineage: Eukaryota; Metazoa; Arthropoda; Insecta; Hemiptera; Phylloxeridae.
AAACAGAGUCGGAUUGAGGAAUUUCGAGAUUUUAUACAUAUACAAGCCAAUAAACUGAUAAUUCUUCUAUUUUUUCUAAUAAUACAGUAAAUUUUAUUUAAUUUUUCAGAUAAAGAUUCAAAUAUUUCGAUUCUUUCAGUCUUAUUUACUUAAUGUGUGUUUUGCAGUUUUUACACUACUGAUAGUGCCGCAAACUCGAAUUAGUAGCUCAAUUGAAAAAAGAAUUGUCAUUUUAAAUUUAUUACAUCUCGAAGCGAAAAAAAAAUCAAAUGCUGAAUAAUCAAUGUUAUAGAAACAAAUGAGUCAGUAACUAAAUAAUGGUAGAACAAAAAGGUAGAAUACAUAAAUAGAAUGAGCGAUAUAUUUCUGAAAUCUAAUCUUUAUAAAGUCUAUCUAAUCUUUAUAUUAUAAACAGUGAAAUCAAUAAUAUUUAUGAUAAACAGAUAUAAAAUUUCCACUUAUACGAAUAAGUGUUAGUUAAAUCAGCAAGAACAAACAACAAAUACUGUUACCAAGUUUUACUUUAAACAAAUUUUCAUUGUAAUCUAGUAAAUAGUGUUAUAGGUAUUGUAAAUACUUUAUUUAAUAUGAGCACUGUAACAUCAGUAAUUGGACCAGAACUAUACGAAGUACAAGAAAUAAGAAGGUUGUAUGAUUUAUUUGACUCUUUAUUUCAGGUUCAAAGAGUUGAAAAAAUAAAUAAUCCUUUACUGUACGGUAUGUAUACAUUAAGAAAAAAUGAAAUGGAAUAUAAUAACCCUACAGUUCCUGUUAAUGAAUGGCUUUUAUAUCAUGCCACAGCUAUCACUAAUUUGCAGUCUAUACUGGAGAAUAAUUUAGAUUGGCGGUUAACAUGUAGAAGCAGAUAUGGAAAGGAGCAAAGUGAGGAUUUUAUAUUUGAUGAUUAUUUGAUGAAUUUAUUACUAGAAAUGGGAUUUCCAAGAGAAGCUGUUAAAAAAGCCCUUUUUUAUACACAAAAUUCAAGUUUAGAGUUAGCUACUCAAUGGCUAAUGAACCAUAUAAUUGAAGAUAAUUUUGCUGAACCUUUUUCAUCUAUAAUUAAUGACAUGUCUGUUGAACGUAUAUUUAUUAUAUGCAAUGUUUUAAUACAAAGAAUUAAAGAGGUUAGUGUGAACUACAAUCUUAAAGUACUACCAAAUUUCUUUGAUACAGCUAUAUCUAGAAAUAAAAUGGUCUACGUUAAGUUUAUGGAUUAUGAGUUUUAUCCUCGUUAUAUUGUUUAUUAUAAAAAUCAUAGCUAUAAUAAAAUAAAUUAGUUAUUAUCUCAUUGGAACCAGUCAUUUUUACUAAAAAAAACUUAAAAAAUGUAAGAAGCCACCUAUAAUGUAUGGUUUUUUUGUCUAUAUUUUGUUUAUGUAUUUUUAUUCUUUUUAUAUUCAUGUUUAAGUUUAAGACGAAGUAUUUAACAAAAUAUAUACUUGUACAGGGAUUUAUACUCAAUAUUUGUAUUGUUAUAUAUAGAUAAUGUUAUGAAACUGACAAUAAUAUUAAUAAUACUAACA